GCAGAUGCAUCAAACGAACAUUUUUUCCUAACAUCUUUUCAAACAGGAAUAUUAUCCGUCAUUUAAUAUUGUACUCGAGUUUAAAGCACCAGCGUAAUAUGGUAGAGUCUGAUUUCACAACUUGUUUACUUUCAGUUAACAAGUUUCUGUUUGGUAAAUAUAGUUGUACAAUACAAAAGCCUACGAAAAUACUUCCAUAACAGACGGUCAGAGGAAAAUGACAAGCUCUCAGUGCAACUACAACAGUAGUAUUUGUUUAGUUCCUUUGGUUUAAUUACGAUGAUUUUUCGCCUAAUAUAUAAGGCGGAAGUGACUAAGCAUGUCGAGUGAUACGCCUGACUGCGCGCAGCCCGAAGCGGAGCGGCGUGGUUCUGAUGGGGACAACACGGUGGAGGGCGCGGAGGACCCCGAAGGACAGGCCGCGGAAAAGGAGGCGGAAGGCGGCAGCGAAACAAACGGGACAGAGCCCAUGUCAAAGAGACAGAGGAAGCGGCUGCUGAGGCACCAGCAGUGGGAGGAGCAGAGGGACCUCCGCAAGCAGAGGCGCAAGGAGAGGAAGCAGAAAAGGCGGCUGGGGCGCCCCCUGCAGGCGGUGGAUGGGGUGGAGUGGAUGCAGCGGAAGCGCCUGCGCCGGGAGGCCACACCCAGCAGCCUCCGUUUGGUGGUGGAUUGUAGCUUCGACAGUCUCAUGCCAUUGAAGGAUGUUAAGAAACUCCACAAGCAGAUCCAGAGGUGCUAUGCUGAAAACAGGAGAGCUUUACACCCUGUGCAGUUCUAUCUGACCAGUCAUGGUGGACAGUUAAAGCAGAAUAUGGAUGAGAAUGACAAAGGAUGGGUGAACUGGAAGGACAUUAACAUCAGGCCAGAGCAAUUCCAACAGGUCAUCAGCAAAGAGGAGGUGGUGUACCUCACUUCAGACUCUCCCAACGUGCUGACGGAGCUGGAUGAGAGCAAGGCCUAUAUCAUAGGGGGUCUGGUUGACCACAACCACCACAAGGGGAUUACCUUCCAGCGAGCUCAGGAGCUUGGGAUUGACCACGCCCAGCUCCCACUGGGAAGCUUUGUCAAGAUGAACAGCCGCAAGGUGCUGGCUGUUAACCAUGUUUUUGAGAUCAUCCUGGCAUACCUGGAAAAGAGAGACUGGCAGCAGGCCUUCUUCACUAUCUUGCCCCAGAGAAAAGGGGCCGUUCCCUUGGAACAGGAGGGCGGCGCCGAUGGGCAGAAAGAGCAGGAGCAAGAUUCGGACAGUGACUCUGACUCGACCCUGGGAAUAGAGGAAGAGACCAGUACAAAGGAGAUACAGGAAAGCAAAUGCAGGAAGUUUGAGGAUGGUCCCAGCUAAUCGGGACAGGCCAGCGCUGAAGGAACCACUGCUUAGAACAAUCAGGGAAACAGAUUCAAGUUCUUUCCAUUUUUGUUUUAAAUUCAGUAUUCUGUUUGUCAUUGUUUUUAAUCCCCCCCACCCAUAAUUCUAGAUUUUUUUUUUUUUUUUUUUUUUUUUUUUAAAAGAACCUAAAGAUGUGUUUUUUUUGCCAUGUGGAUGUUACUUGGUAUGUCAGAAAUGGCUCAUAUUUUUCAGACAUUUGAGCACGAUGACCUCCUGUUGGCAUGAUUUGCCCCCGAUAUGAUGGGGUCACAGUGGCCUUAUUAAAAACUUCUGGGAACUUGACGCAUAUCAUAUGCCUGUUGUCACUGUACAUUUUUAAAAGAAAAGCGUAAAAACAUUUCCAAUAGGUUGUGUUGCAAAGAAACUCUGAUCUUAUCCAAGAUAAGUCCAAAAUGUGACGGAUCUUUUCUUUACCUGUGUCUUCCUCCAUCCAUUUUGCUGCAGAAGCUCCAGUGUAUCUCAUGUCUCCCCUUCCUUGGUUGAUCCCACAGCUGCUUGUGUUUUCCAGUUCCGCAUGCAUCACAGCUCGCCACAUCUUUGUGUGAUUCCUGCAGGUUGCCAUCAUGUACUCAAUCCCCUUGUCAUGUAGACCCUCUAUUAGGAGAGCUGACUGUUUGUAGAUACUAAACACCAAAGCGCCUUCAUAGGUUUCCGAAAUGUCUGACUUGAUAAGCCAUUUUUUUGAGUCUCAACCUAUUCCAGUGACAUUACUAUGAAUCUUUUUUGUAGCUGCAUUUUUUUUUGUUUGUUUUAUUUAACACUUGAUGGUGUUAAGGUGACACGUACAAUGGUAGAAAUGACAAAAGCUCGCCUUGGCAGAUGUGGCUACUGGCUCACUGGCUGUAGUCCAUCAUGUCUGUUUCUGACCCCUGUUCACCAUCCUGCUUUUCCACCCAUCAGCACUGCUUUAAGUUGGAUGUUGGCUGGCUGAGCUCAAGUAACCCCAAGUCAAGGGCAGCGGGGAUAAACUUGCACUAUCAAGCUCACCACAAGAGGCAGUGUUUAUCUGCUGCUCAGCUUAUCCCAACUGACUUGCUGUUACUACAUCAUCGUACAUAUAUAAUGUAUUAUUAUUCUGGAAUGACUGCAAAAUUCAAGGCAACAGUGUUGCCUCAAAGCCCAAGUGAUCACCAGGUUGGUUUAGGUUCUUGCAAAGUUAGACCCUGCAUUUCAGUGGGUACUGUGCUGGGUUGUCAGGCUUUAUUAAGAGUUUUUUUAAACACGAUCCUAUGUAAAGACAAUUCAUUCGUGCUUUUCAAUAUGAUGUACAAAAUUAAUAGUUUUGGUUUUAUUUCUCGUUUUAUUCUGAAUGCUAUUUUUAUUAAUAAAAAUUACGUUAUGAAUAAAUAGCAUUAACAGCCACA
Paramormyrops kingsleyae is the source of this 2751-nucleotide messenger RNA. It is a transcript of the gene trmt10a, whose product is annotated as tRNA methyltransferase 10A. Gene Ontology annotation, biological process: tRNA N1-guanine methylation. NCBI's taxonomy places the organism in Eukaryota, Metazoa, Chordata, Actinopteri, Osteoglossiformes, Mormyridae. Gene Ontology annotation, molecular function: methyltransferase activity; tRNA binding. The record is from RefSeq and is a predicted model, not a curated record. Gene Ontology annotation, cellular component: nucleoplasm; nucleus; cytosol.